Messenger RNA from Triticum turgidum subsp. durum (durum wheat), 1419 nucleotides. The record is from the annotation of a GenBank genome assembly. NCBI's taxonomy places the organism in Eukaryota, Viridiplantae, Streptophyta, Magnoliopsida, Poales, Poaceae.
AUGUGGCGAGCGGCCGCCUCCCGCCUCCUCAUCCCCCGGCCGUCCUCUCCGGCAGGCGCUACAGCGGCAUGUACUGUGCGGAACCUCCGCCGUCUCACAUCGUUGAGGCCGGAGCCGCGCCCAGCAGAGGCUGAGUUCACGUCGGCGGAAGCUCGGCGAAUGGUGCGGCUUGUUGGACUCGAGGUGCUCAAGAGGCGGCUGCGGAGCCGGGAGGACGAGGUGGUACCAUACGCCGAGUUCCUAGACGCGUGCGUGGAUGCCGGCGCGGCCCCGACGCGCCGCCAGGCAGAGGCACUCGCGGGGGCGAUGGACCAGUCCGGCAGCGUGGUGCUCUUCCGGGGAAUGGUCUACCUCCAUCCCGAGAAGAUAGUAGACCUGGUUAGAAGCGCAGUGCCGCCUGUGCUCGAGAUAGAGAAUGAUGCGAGAAGGGAAGAGUUUGAGCUACUGAAGAAAAAGAAAGGAGAGAUCGACCGGCAGGCGUGCAAGCAAGUGAGGCGAAUCCUCUGGUCUGGCUUCUGGUUCGUGCAAGCCACGGUCGGCCUCUGCUUCCGCUUCACAUUCUGGGAGUUCACGUGGGACGUUGUAGCGCCGAUCACCUUCUUCGUGGCCGGCGCCCACCUGCUUUCCGGCUACGCCUAUUUCCUCAUCACCUCGCGCAACCUGUCAUAUCGAACCUACAUGGAGAGGCUGUUUAAAUUAAGGAGGAGAAGGCUUUGCACGAAGUAUGGUUUUGACAUGGAGAAGUGCCUGGAGAUGGAGAGGCACAUGAGGUGUCCUCUGGGAGGUGAUUAUUCUCAAGCUGCUACCAAAGCGAUCUUCGGAGAAAUCGAGCGACGGAUGCAGGACGAGGUGAUCAGCCAUGGCGAGCCUCUCGGUGCGCUGAUGGAGAGUGGCCUCAUGCCCACAGAGGCGGAGGCACUCGUGCAGAAGAUGGACGAAAUGAGCUUGGUGCUGCUCGUCAGGGGAAAGACCUACCUCAACCACAAGAAGAUUGCGGACCUUAUCAGAAGGGCCAUGCCGUUUGCGCUCGCCCCAGAGGACGACGUGAGAAAAGACGAAUUCAGACAACUUCAGACGAGGAUGCAAGAGAUCAACGGCAUGGCGCACAGGCAUGCCGUGCGGAUUCUAUGUUUUGGCUUCGCAUCAUUCAUACUCCAGUUUGCCCUCUUCUUCCACCUUACGUUCUGGGAGUUCUCUUGGAGUAUCAUGGAGCCGCUCGCCUACUUCUUGGCCGGACUCCAGCUGAUUUUCUGCUACGGCUAUUUCCUGCGUACCGCGAGCAAUCCGACGUUACAGGACUUCAAGCGUAGGCUGUUCUUGGCAAGGAGGAGAAAGCUAUGUGCAAAGCUUAGUUUUGAUAUGGACAGGUACCUGAAUUUGCAGAAACACUCUAGGGUUCCUCCUGAAGGUGAUUAUUGA